Molecule: messenger RNA, 1431 nt
Organism: Brassica rapa (field mustard)
Lineage: Eukaryota; Viridiplantae; Streptophyta; Magnoliopsida; Brassicales; Brassicaceae
Source: RefSeq, a predicted model, not a curated record
AUGACCAGUAGACAUACUCGGAGCAACGCACAAGGACCAUUGCAUCAGCUCACCAACGAAGAACUAGCGAGAUUAGAACGUCAGAACCGUCAACUGCCUAGACCUACAAACACCAACAUGGGUGAUCAUCAGGAUGAUCUUACUGCUGCAUUUGCACUCAUGCAACAACAGAUGCAGCAGAUGCAGCAAACUAUCCAAGCGAACGCUGCAAACCAACGGAAUGCACCGGAGGAAGUUGAUCAGAUUGGCCAAAGGAAUCUAUUGCGUAAUCUACCUGCUACGCGAUCCGCCAUCAACCCUCCACCUUGCACUAGACAAGACUUUGAGAUCAAGCCCGCCUUGAUAGGUCUGGUGCAGAGGAAGAUCUUCAACGGACUUCCUGCAGAAAUACCGAUGGACCACAUUGAAAACUUUGAGAAGAUGUGUGGGUUCACUAAGGCGAAUGGAGUACCACCAGAUUACAUCAAGUGUACCUUGUUCCCUUUCUCUCUCGAUGGGAAGGCUGCUCGCUGGCUAGAUUCCCUACCAACUGGAUCGCUCACCACGUGGGAACAAGUCAGAUCCGCUUUCUUGAGCCACUUCUACACAAAAUCAAAGACGGCAGCUCUGAGACAGAAGAUCGCCACCUUUAAACAGCUGGUAGAUGAGCCGUUCUGCGACGCAUGGGAGCGAUUCAACGUCUACCGCAGAGAGUGCCCACAUCACGGUUUCGAAGAAGAUUAUCUACUCGGAGUUUUCUACGAUGGAGUAGGUUGGGAGUACAGGAACGCUUUAAACUCAGCCAGUAAUGGAGAUUUCAUGACCCAAUCUACUCAAGGCGCUUUCGCGUUAAUUGAAAACAUGGCCUCAAGCUCAGCUGACAGCAACCGAGAGACUGAUCGCACCCAAAAGGUGAACAGCAUCGACAAUAACAAAAUAGAUGAGCUCUUUGCCAAGGUCGAUCAGCUGAUUAAGAGUAAUCAGAACCAUGUCUUCAUCAUGGAAGAGUCUCCUCAGAAUAAAGGAACCACAGACACUACAUCAGAAGCGGACCAGGCGACUGAGGACCACCAUGAGGUUAGCUAUGUGAAUGGGCAAGGAUGGCAGUUUAAGAACUAUCACCCGAACCCUAACGUGAGGAACAACCCCCACCUGUUCAACAACCCUAAACCCGAUGGUAACGCAGAAAAUGCUCAAGGCAAUCAGGUUCAGAACAGUGGCUACCAACGGGGGUAUGGAAAUCAAGGAAGAACCUUCGUCCUCAGCCCAGCUCAGAAUACUCAGUUCCACAACCAGAAACAACCGACUAACCAGCAGCCUGCACAGCCUGCUCAAACUGCUCCACAGGACGAGAUGAAGAGUCUCGCCAAUAUGAUGAGCCAACUGCUCCAAGGACAGCAGAUUCAAGGAAAAGCACUGAACCAGGUCACAAACGACAUCAAACCCGAAUGA